CGGCCUCUUGAGUGAGAUGGGCGCACAACCCCAGAGUCUGUCAAGACUGGCCCGUAGGGGCAGGGGUGCCUUUACCUUUACCUUUACUCCAUCCUAACAGCGAAGGCUGUAUAGAGUCCUCCUGCAACCGUGCUCUGGAAGUCAGCCUCCUUGAGCUCAGACAGAUAGACUUAAUUCCCGGGAAACUCAGGAAAAAGUGGACUUGGGAAUUGCAGUUGCUCUUUGGAGAAGAGCCUCUGCCCUCGACCGGGCGCGCUCAACCCGAGAGGCGCAUCAUCGUGCGUAAAGGAGCCCCGGCUGGGAAUCCCCUGCUCGCCCGGCCUACAAGGGGUGGUGCUCCCUUGGGGGACUCUCCCCGAGAGUUUCCUGCGCCCUCGCCCAUGUUCACAUUCGGUUUCUUUUUCCUGCAAGGCUGCUGAGUGUCUUGGGGUACCGCGUGGCUCCCGCGUGGCUCUUGCGCAUUUUCCAGCCCCGCGUCCGAAAGACCACUCUGAAGAAAGAUGCUGACUAUUGGGGACUUGCCUGAACAUGUCCUUCUGGAGGUGCUGGCCCGGGUACCAGCCAGGAACCUGCUUUGCAACUGCCGGCUGGUUUGCUCCCAGUGGCGACGCCUGGUGGACGACCCUGAGAUGUGGAAGAUUAAGUUCCAGCGAAAGAGUGGACCCGAGACCCAAGAGUCAAAGGCCUUCUUCAUUUACUCCCACAGGGAGAAGAACUUAAUCAAGAAUCCUUGCGGCAAAGAGGGCCUGGACUCCUGGGCAAUGAGGGUCCCUUCCGAGGGCCACUGGAAAACCGAGGAGCUGUCUGAGGAGGAUUUGGCUGCCCUCCCCGUGGAAAGUUUCCUCCAGAGGAAUUCCUACGCAAAAAAGAAAGACUCCUCCCCACAGUGGGUCAACCGAUGCUUUGCUGCGUGUGACGGGCUCUGCAGCAAGGCUCAGCUCAUCAUUCUGAAGGACGUUGGGUACUGGGACGAGCUGAUAGAUGAAGCCAGACCUAACAUCGCCGUGAAUGAAUGCUAUUAUUGUCCCCCCGGCAGCCGCUAUCAACUUAGCGUGAAGAUGUUGGACGCAGACUUUCAGCUCCUCCACAUCCUCCAUACGGAAGGGCGCGGUUCGGAAGCUCCACGCUGGCGUCGGAUUUCGCAAGGGAUUAUCGAAUGCCAAGCUGGACUCCGCUACAUCCUCUUUGAACACCUAGCUGUAAACGGGAGCGGCCAGCCGCCCGAGAACAGCGUAAGAGUCACCAGGAGCAGCGUCACUCUUGGGCCGUUUAAUUGGGACGAAGACUUCAUAGAGCCCUUUCCCGACUCAGAUGACGAAGGCGGCGCUAGUGGCAGCGGAUGCAACUGGUGAGGACCCUCCCCCUGUCUUCUUGCAACCAAUCAAGUGGAGGCUCUGCCUGUGAUUGGCUUCCCUCCAUCUGUCUUUUGCUGUGGCGCCACCUAGAGGUGGGCUCCCUACCUACUGCUCUACCAGUGCCAAUGGGCACUGCCAGCCCCCACUGACUCUUAAUUCUGUCCUGUACACUCUGCUGCAUUCCUCUGACAUCUGUUCUUAUGUCCGACAACAUUUGCAUCACCGACUCUUCAAAAUUUGGUGUUCUGUCUUUCAUUUUACUUUUCUCAGACUUGUCUACACUAUUAGCCAUAACUAUUCCAUAGUAUCAAGGUCAACUCACCCUGUCACAGUCAACAAGAUUUUUAGUGCACAGGCAGCAGCAGACAGCUCAGCAGCUCCCCCCUUUCAAAGUCUUCAUUUCUUUACUCUUCUUAUUCUUUUUAAAAACCAUCCAAAAUCCAUUUACACACUUAUAUCCAGUUCAAGGAGGGUAAACGAAACACUGUAUACUAUUUUAACAAGCUCAGAGGGCAGCAGUUACUUUGUAGUCCCCAAAGAGGAAAACGAAAGUUGAAUGUUUCCUCUCCCUUUGUGACGCAAUAAUGGAGUCUAGCCUUCCCCCACGGGAGGUCCGCUUCCAGAAAGAGUCUAUUCCCCUGUCAAAUUUAUCUCUUGCAAGGUCUCUCAAUUUAGUCAAAUUUCCCCCCCUUCCCUCUGCAGAAAGAGGGGUUUAGAAUGUUUCCUUGGAAGUUUUGACAAGUCUUUUAAAGUUACGGCUUCGGUCAGCAGUAACUUCUUUCACUUCUACUUCAGCGGAAAGGGAUCGACCUCCGUAAUUUAAAUCCCUUCCAAUCCAAUUGACAGUCCGAAUUUAAAACCUUUUUUUUACUAACGAUUGUCCAAUCUUUUAAAAUUUGGUUGGAGAAAUUGGUCGCUCAUGAUUGCCAGACUUCGGACCUUCGCUCGAUGAAGAAAGCGAAUAGAUUCCACAGUACCUGCGUCUCCAACCCCGCUUGCUCUUGGGGCUCUUAUUGGAGCUUACCAGGGAGCAGGGGAGUCACAAGGGGUACCCGCCGGAACACCAGGUCCUCAGAAUGCUCGAUCUGAGGUUUUUUCAGGGUUCCACAACGCUCUUGCUCUCAUCCACCAUUAAUCGCGCGGCCAACCGGAAGUCUUAACCUGCAGUUUCAUAAUAGUGCAGUGGUACCUCGGGUUACAUACGCUUCAGGUUACACACGCUUCAGGUUAC
Molecule: messenger RNA, 2586 nt
Organism: Podarcis muralis (Common wall lizard)
Lineage: Eukaryota; Metazoa; Chordata; Lepidosauria; Squamata; Lacertidae
Product: F-box only protein 44-like
Biological process (GO): ERAD pathway; SCF-dependent proteasomal ubiquitin-dependent protein catabolic process; glycoprotein catabolic process
Cellular component (GO): cytoplasm; SCF ubiquitin ligase complex
Molecular function (GO): protein binding; ubiquitin protein ligase activity
Source: RefSeq, a predicted model, not a curated record